Molecule: messenger RNA, 333 nt
Organism: Fonsecaea erecta
Lineage: Eukaryota; Fungi; Ascomycota; Eurotiomycetes; Chaetothyriales; Herpotrichiellaceae
Exons: 2
Coding region: 1-333 (110 amino acids)
Source: RefSeq, a predicted model, not a curated record
AUGCCUCCCAUGCGUAUCCCCAUCAACCGCCUGGCCACGACGCUGCGCACAUUCUCGUCCGCCAGUCCAGCUACCCUGAGAACGGCAGCGACGCACCACCCUUCCCUCCACUUCAACUCCCAACAGCACAUCCUCCCGCACCGGGCGUCACAGAGGAUCCUCUCCAAGGCCUCGCAGACAGCCCGGACGGCGCAGACACACUGGUCGACGGUGCCCGAGGCCAUCCGCGACGUCACCAGUUACCUCGCCCUGGGGGCGUUGACCUCCGAGGCCGCCUUCCUGGUGUAUUGCUGGGACCAAAGCGCAGAUCUGACGGAUUUCCUGGCUGUCUAA